Molecule: messenger RNA, 1149 nt
Organism: Trichomonas vaginalis G3
Lineage: Eukaryota; Parabasalia; Trichomonadida; Trichomonadidae
Product: phage tail repeat-like family
Exons: 1
Coding region: 1-1149 (382 amino acids)
Source: RefSeq, a predicted model, not a curated record
AUGAUUAAACAACAGCAACCACAACAACUUAAGGCACAGACCAUUACAUACGCCAUAUAUGCAUAUAAUUCAAAGACGGCAGAACAAACGCAAAGGUUGAAAUAUGGAGAUUUGGAGAUAGUAUUGAAAAAUGACCAUUUCGAAUUCGUUUGCAAAGGUGGUGCGGUGAUAUCAAAUAUAAAAGAAAUUUUAUUUAUGAAUUCAAAAAUUAAAGGUAUAACGGAUGAUAUAACAUCAAUUCCACCAGAAGAACAAAGAUAUUACGCAUUAAAUGCAUUUCCUAAAGUUUUGAAGAUUGGAAGAUUUAAUUUAAAUGAGGAAUUCAUAGAAGGUUUCCUAAAUGACAUAAUGAAGAAAGCAGAUAAGGAAUAUGUGGAUAGUGAGUUAAUGAAGAAAGCAGAUAAGAACCAUACACAUACAAGUUUUACAACUGUUGCUAUAGAAAGUAUUGAAGGAACGGUUGAAGAAACUGGUGGGGAUGCAUUAUAUUGUAAACCUCCUAACUUUCCACAAGGUUUAACAUCGGAUGACGACAUAACGACGAUGAGAAACAUUAGAUGUAAAGAUGUUUAUGUCAUGAAGGAUGAACAUAAUAUUAAAUUCACUGCUCAAGAUUUAUAUGACAAGAAAGCAGACAAAACAGAGCUUCAAACAUUAAAGACAGAAAUACUUCAAACAUUAAAGACAGAAAUACUUCAAACAUUAAAGACAGAAAUACUUCAAACAUUAUAUCCUAUAGGCUCUAUUUAUACGUCAAUGAACUCUACCAGACCAGAAGUAGUACUCGGUUUUGGAACUUGGACUCAAAUAGUCGGCAGGUUUUUGUAUUGUGCAAACUCUUCAAAGGAAACAGGUGGAAGUAAAACGAUUUCAGGUGAAAAUUUACCUGCACAUAGUCACUACAUAGAUUUAAGUACAUCUCAAGCAGGUUGGCAUAAGCAUAGAUAUUGGGAUUGGUCAGCAAUGACAAAAGGUAAAGGAUAUGAUGUUAAAGACAACGUUAAGUUUGCUAUAAAUUGUUACUGGAGUAACACUGAGGGAGGAGGAAACCAUACACAUCGCGUUUCGGGAUAUACGCAAACAACGGGACAAAGUAAAGACUACAUGCCACCUUACAUGACAGUUUACGCAUGGUACCGUGUUUAUUGA